Messenger RNA from Linderina pennispora, 1622 nucleotides. RefSeq lists its product as uncharacterized. Lineage: Eukaryota; Fungi; Kickxellomycota; Kickxellomycetes; Kickxellales; Kickxellaceae. Gene Ontology annotation, cellular component: nucleus; transcription preinitiation complex. Gene Ontology annotation, molecular function: TBP-class protein binding. Bases 324 to 1538 code for a protein of 404 amino acids. The record is from RefSeq and is a predicted model, not a curated record. Gene Ontology annotation, biological process: DNA-templated transcription initiation; transcription preinitiation complex assembly. The transcript has a single exon.
CCUAGGAGCAACUAUCAAAUGCAGCUACAGGCGCUUCUAAACCCAGCGCCCGAGCCGGAGCAGCAGCCGGCGCUGACAACCCGCAGCCGUCAGCCAUUCUCUGCACGCAGCAGGACGGUGCCCGCCCGCCGUAUGCAAUUAUCAACGACAAGGAGAGCUUUGAGCUUGCGCUAUGGCGACAGGAGUCCGGUCUUGGUCCGCCGUCUAAUCGAUUAUUAAGCGGGUCACGAUUAGCACAGUAUGCUACACUCGUGAACCCGCCGCCCGCCUAUGCGGACGCACCAUUUUACAACAAGCCCAGCGCUGCACCAGUGCCCCGUGCAAUGCCGCAACAGUCGGCGCAGCCGCAGAUUUUUGUUGCGCGGCCGCCGAUUGUUGGCCACAGCGCCAUGAGCAUGGACCGCUCGAACGACUACAUCCGCUCGGCCAACCCUGACGACGGCAUUGCCAUGGAGGGUGCGCUAGCGCUGCCCAGCAUGCCCGGUGUGCCCGGUGUGCCCAGCAUGCCUGGCGGCUCGUCACCAGCCAGCUCGUUUGCAUCGUUUACGCGCUCGCCGUCGCAGUACUCGGCCACCAGCGUGUCGCCGGUGCUGGGCAAGCGCACACGCACUGGGUGCAUAGGCAAGGGCAGCAUGGGCACAAUCGCCGAUGAGUUCGACGAUGACGAGGAUGACGAGGACGACGAGCCACAAACCGGCAGCCCGGCAGCCACUGGCCUGUCGCCGUGCCCGGCAGAGAUCCCCGUGCCCGUGCGCAAAUCCCGCAAGCUCAGUAGUGAGUCAAAUGCGCCGUGUGAGCGCAGCCCAAUGAACCCGGCCUCCUGUACCACCGAGCCGUCGGAGAAGCCGCUGGUGGACUGGGAGGCGCUGCAGGUGCCCGAGGCAAUCUGGCACGAGGCCCAGGAGCUGUACGAGCAGGUCAAGACGCUGAAGAAGGUGCAGAACCGCCAGCCGGUGCGCAAGCGCCAUGCCAUCUUGGCUGCGCUGAUGUUCAUUCUGUGUCGCCGCCACGGCUACCCGCGCACUUUUGCCGAAAUCUGCACCGCCGGCAACGUGACCAAGCGCGAAAUCGGCAUGUACUACAACCUGAUGAAGCAGGUGCUUGGCAACGAGUACACGUCCUCGCAGCGCGCGUCGCCGGCCGAGUUCGUCACGCGCUGGUGCAAUAUGCUGGAGCUGCCUGCCUGGCUCGCCCCCGCUGCCACCAAGGCGUACGACCGCGCCGACAAGCUGGGCAUUGUCCAGGGCAAGUGCCCGAUAAGCGUCAGUGCUGCGUGCAUCUGGCUGCUGGUCUGGGGCUUCAACCACAGGCACUCGCUCAGUGCCUGUGGGUUUGCGCUGCCCGAAGACACGCCGGUGUCGUCAUCGGCGCUGCCCAACCUGCCUGCCCUGGAGACAUCCGCUGGGGCGCUGGCGAAGGACCAGAAGGACGUGUGCAAGGCUGCCGGCGUGGUGAUUGCGACCUUGACCAGCGUGUUCAAGCUGCUGCUGCCCAAGCUCAGCACGCUGGUGGACGGCCUGCUGGUCGACCACCUAUGACUUUUUUUUUUUGACUUCUCGAUGCGUUCGCUGUCUUAAUUUUUUAUCGUCGAGUUAUAUUUUAUCACCCACCACCCCGCUAUC